AGAUGUUUCCUCUGGAAAGUACAGCAGUCAUGAAGACCAUGAAGAUCCUGAGCGGUGUUCUGAUACUCUCCCUGAUGUUGCCCGAGACCACGUUGGGCGACAUUCAGAAGAGAGUGGUCGGGGGAAACACGUGCAGUCCCACUGAAAGGCGAUACCAUGUCCGUUUGACAGCUAAAAAUCCAACGAACGGAUUGGAAAAGGUCUGCGGCAGUUCUCUGAUCACCAACAAGUGGCUUCUAACCGCCGCUCGCUGUUGGCCUGCUGGACCAGAAUGGAAGAUGUAUGCAGAAGUAGGUGGACAUCCCGGCCCUGUGAAACCUCAAGUAGAAAUCAAACAGAAGAUGAUACAUACAGAUAAGAAAGGAAAAACCCAUGACAUCAUGCUACUGCAGUUACCAACUCCUGUUCCGGGAGCUAUUCCAGGUCCUGGGGUUGAUCCAAUCCCUCUUGGUGAUUGUACACAACUUUUGGCCAAACUUCGGGGGAAGACAUCUAAACCAGAAGAGUUCCAAACAGUUCAGAUUGCAGGCUAUGCUGCCACUGCACCUGCUGCACCUGACGCUGGGGUACCUGAUGCUGAGGACCCUGCUGCUGAAGCACCUGAUGCUGCCAACACCAAAGUCCUACAUUGUGCAGAGCUGGAUGUUAUGAAAUGUGACGCCUCCGUGGCAAAGUCCCAUCAAGAAAUCUUCUGUGCACAACGUGCCGGAGUGGAAACCUGUAGAAGUAACUCUGGAGCAGGUGUGGUGUAUAUGAACCAGCUCUAUGGCGUCUUCAUCGCUGAGGACAACGGUGAAGAAUGUUCUGCAGCAGCACUCAUCAUGGAUGUCUGCAAGUACAAAGAUUGGAUAAUGAAGGUCAUUGGAAAAUAAAGAAGAAAACUGACCGUUUUCUUUUGAUUAACAUCAAAAGCUGAUUAUUGUAUCCUAAUAAACCAUAAAAGAGAUCUCAGAUUUACUCAGUGUCAUUGGUCUUGUUAUAACUGUCGUGGGUUAAUCCAGGAUGUUGAUAGUGUAUAUCUGUUGGAGGAAAUUAUAGUUGAAAUGAUUAAUUAUGCAUACAUUUAGAUUAGAACCAGUUAUUUUAAUACUAUUAUGUUAUGGUAUGAAAUGUAUGGGUUCUUGGUUAAGCUGUUACUGAAAAUGUAAGUAAAACAAAUUAAUUAUCUGUACCUUGUGGGAAAGGGAGAAGGAGGGCAUAUAUAUUUUCUGACAGAUAAGAAUGUUCUUUGAUGUUCCAUUAGUGGAGGAGAAGAUGUCUUUUAGACAGAUUGGAAUGUUUGUUUUAUGAGGGGAGUAGAAGAAGAUCUCCAGACCUGAAGACACUGCGCUAUUGUGUGGAUCGGAGAGGGUGUGAGAAACUGAUGAUGUCAUUUUAUGUUGUCUCUUUAAAAUGUAAGGUUCUUUGUAUUUUUGGUCAGUACUCUCUUGAAAUAAACACUGUUACCUGAGUUUAA
This is a messenger RNA of Oncorhynchus keta (chum salmon), 1456 nucleotides long. Its product is annotated as kallikrein-8-like. Gene Ontology annotation, biological process: proteolysis. The transcript has a single exon. Lineage: Eukaryota; Metazoa; Chordata; Actinopteri; Salmoniformes; Salmonidae. The record is from RefSeq and is a predicted model, not a curated record. The coding region runs from base 3 to 872 and encodes 289 amino acids. Gene Ontology annotation, molecular function: serine-type endopeptidase activity.